Molecule: messenger RNA, 1890 nt
Organism: Rotaria sp. Silwood2
Lineage: Eukaryota; Metazoa; Rotifera; Eurotatoria; Philodinida; Philodinidae
Source: the annotation of a GenBank genome assembly
AUGAAACUUCGCCUAUUAUUAUUUCAUUUCCUAUUAAUUGUUCAAGUUGAUUUACGUCGUUAUAGUGAUCAAAAUGAUAAUGAUAGUAUAUAUGAAUUAGAUAAUCUUUUAAAUAAUUAUAAUCAUCAUAAAAAAUAUCCAAAUAAAGAAUAUAUUCAAGAUUUAUCAAAUGAUGAUCAAGAUGAUAUUUCAUCAUUUCAACGUGAAAAAAAAUAUUCAUCACGUAAAAAAGUUUCCGAUGAAAUUGAUAAUCGUGAUGAAGAAGAAAAAUCAUUACAUCAUAAUCAUAUAUCAAAAUCAAAUAAUCGAUCAGAAUUAUCUAAUAAAUCUAAUCGAAUUACACAAACAACAACACAAAGUUAUAUUGAAGAAGCAUCAUUAUGUAUAAAUGAAUUUGAUAUUAAAACUGAACAAUUAGUUAAAGUUAAAGAAUUAAAAAAUGGUGCACAUAUGAUACGUUUUGUUCGUAUUGAUGAACCAUCAUCAUCUCAUGGUCUUGAUAUUAAAGAUAUUUGUAUGUUAAAUUGUUGUGUUGAAGAAAAAUGUGAUUUAGCUAUGCUUAGUGAACAACGUACAAAUGAUGGUUAUAAAUGUUAUUUGUUUGCUUGUAAUGGCAGUUGUACAUAUGCACCACAUCAAGAAUAUACUAGUAUGAUAUUAAAAAAAGAAUUAUCGUCAUACAAUGAUGAUUCACAAGUAAUAAAUAAGCAAUCAAAAACCAAUGAAAAAGCAUCAGCUGCAUCAUCAUCAACACUUUCUACGACAUGUCGAAGUAUUGAAUUUUCGUGUCGUGAUGGAACUUGUAUUCCAUAUUAUGAUGUUUGUAAUUCAUAUGAAGAUUGUCCAUCGGGUGUUGAUGAAGCGAUGUGUACAUCGGAAUUUACUCUUCAUCAACGUACACAACAAGAAAAUCGAAAAAAACCAUCAAAUGAUGUUGAUAGUGAUGUGAAUAAUGAUAUUGAUGAAAAUUUUGAUGAUGUAUUAGAUGAAGAUCAAUUAAUAACAACAACAAUAAAAAGUAUAACGAAAAUAACGAGUACAAAAUCAUCAUUAUCAAAAAGCAAAUCAAAAAAUCGUGAAGGCAUGAGUGAAAAACAAGAUAAAAAUUUAACGUCAUCAUCAUUUUUCUAUAAUAUUGAUCUUGAUACACAAGAACGUGUGUCAAGAUUACAAAAAUUAAAAGAAUAUUUAGAAGAAACUAAAGGUCCUGAAGCAUGGUAUCAUUUAUUUCAAACAUUAAUUCAACAUCAACAACAAGAACAUACAAAUUUAGAUUCUGAACAAACUGGAUCAUUAUCAUCAAGUGAUGAUGAUAAUAACUUUCAAGAUCAUUUAUUAGCUUUAGAACAACAAUGGAUAGCUGAUCGACAAAAAACAACUGCUACGACAACAAUAACAACAAAAAAACCAAAAAUAAUUCCGAAAAAAACAACAACAACAACAACGAAACGAACGAAAAUUAUUCAUAACAAUCCAAACUUACCACAACCAUCAACUGUCAUUGAUGAAGAGUCAACUGAUGAGGAUGUUGAUGAUGGUGAUGGAUACUAUUGGCGACCAGAAUUUGAUGAUCGUUAUAAUUAUCAAUCAAAAAGUAAGACUACAGCAACAACAAGAAAAACAAAAAUGAAAUAUCCAUCAAUAAAUCGAGAUAGUAGUACUAUGACAACAUUAUUAAGAGCUAACAGUAUUGAUUCAGACAAUUAUUCACAUACAAGAUCAUUUUUACGUGAAUCAAGUGUUAUUUUACUUCUUUUACUUGGUCUUAUAUUUACAAUUAUUUUACUUGUCUUAGUCGGGUUCUAUUGUCGAGAUUCAUGGAAACAUGGUCGACUACUUAAAAAUCGUUCAACAGACGCGGAUUAUUUAAUUAAUGGACUUUAUCUUUAA